Messenger RNA from Brienomyrus brachyistius, 1347 nucleotides. RefSeq names its product dopamine receptor D6b (gene drd6b). The coding region runs from base 1 to 1347 and encodes 448 amino acids. Gene Ontology annotation, molecular function: G protein-coupled receptor activity. The transcript has a single exon. Lineage: Eukaryota; Metazoa; Chordata; Actinopteri; Osteoglossiformes; Mormyridae. The record is from RefSeq and is a predicted model, not a curated record. Gene Ontology annotation, cellular component: membrane. Gene Ontology annotation, biological process: adenylate cyclase-activating adrenergic receptor signaling pathway.
AUGGAAAACUUUACGAAUGAGACGCAGGUUGCGGCGGAGGGCGGAGAUGCGGAUGGUACCGGACUCGGUAUCCGAGCGCUGACCGGGUGCGUUCUUCUCCUACUCAUAGUAUCUACGUUAUUAGGAAACACGCUCGUUUGCGCAGCGGUUAUCAAAUUCAGGCAUCUAAGAUCCAAAGUGACCAACUUCUUUGUGAUAUCUCUGGCAGUGUCCGACCUCUUUGUGGCUGUUCUUGUGAUGCCGUGGAAAGCUGUCUCUGAGGUUGCGGGGUAUUGGCUCUUUGGCAGCUUUUGCGAGACAUGGAUAGCUUUUGACAUAAUGUGCUCCACCGCGUCUAUUUUACAUCUGUGUAUCAUAAGUGUGGAUAGAUAUUGGGCCAUCGCGAGCCCUUUCAGAUACGAGCGAAAGAUGACACAGCGGGUGGCCUUUAUCAUGAUCGGGGUGGCUUGGACUUUAUCGAUUCUCAUUUCAUUUAUACCCGUGCAGUUGAACUGGCACAAAGCUGAGGAGGAGUUCAACGUCUCCAACACCGGCAAUCAGACCGAAGACUGCAACGCCACUUUAAACAGAACAUAUGCGAUAUCAUCGUCACUGAUAAGUUUUUACAUCCCAGUUGUCAUUAUGGUUGGCACCUACACAAGGAUUUACCGAAUCGCCCAGACGCAGAUUAGACGGAUAUCUUCGUUGGAGAGGGCGGUGGAGCAAGCGCAGAACCACCAGCAUCCAAGCGAUUGUUCCAACGAUGCAUCUCUGAAAACGACGUUCAAAAAAGAAACGAAGGUUUUAAAAACCCUCUCCAUUAUCAUGGGAGUGUUUGUAUUCUGCUGGUUGCCAUUUUUCGUGCUUAAUUGCAUGGUGCCCUUUUGCGACCUAACCGAACUCGGGGGCCCCUUGUGCGUAAGUGGCACGACGUUUAACAUUUUCGCGUGGUUCGGUUGGGCGAAUUCGUCGCUGAAUCCCGUAAUCUACGCCUUCAAUGCAGAUUUCAGGAAAGCCUUUUCAACAAUCCUGGGCUGCAACCGAUUCUGCUCCAGCGCAACGGUGGAAGCUGUUAAUUUAAGCAACGAGAUGGUUUCGUAUCACCACGACACCACUCUACACAAAGAUGCCCCCAUAAUGUUCGCCGCGACGCAGCUGCCGCCAGUAGCGUCAAAUAACGGGGAGGAUACGGGGCAGCUUUUUGAUAAAGUCUCGGUCAUCUCCGAUACUUCCCGCAAUCACACAAAUUUACUGCUUCCUGCGAUUGUCCAGUUUGAGUGCGAAGCCGAAAUUUCUUUGGACAUGCUACCAUUUAAUUCGACUGGAAGCAACGCCUGUUAUGCAAUUCCCGGUCAGAUAGGGGAAUAG